Messenger RNA from Prunus armeniaca (apricot), 1701 nucleotides. NCBI's taxonomy places the organism in Eukaryota, Viridiplantae, Streptophyta, Magnoliopsida, Rosales, Rosaceae. The record is from the annotation of a GenBank genome assembly.
AUGUUGGCCAUGAAGAUUUCAAUUAGCUUGCAACUUUUAGGCUUGACGUUGUUGUGUGUUGGCAUCUUACAUUGCCAAGCUUGGCGUCGUUACACUUUUGUGGUGGAAGAAACUCCAUACAGAAGACUGUGUAGCACAAAGAACAUACUGACUGUAAACGGCCAGUUUCCUGGACCAACACUGUAUGCUCGCAUGGGAGAUACUAUCAUCGUCGAUGUCUAUAACAAGGGCAAUCGUAACAUUACCAUCCACUGGCAUGGAGUUAAGCAACUAAGGAAUCCAUGGUCGGACGGUCCUGCUUAUAUCACGCAGUGCCCAAUCCAACCAGGAGGCAGCUUUACCCAAACUAUCAGGUUUUCCUCUGAAGAAGGCACCUUAUGGUGGCAUGCUCACAGUGACUGGGAUCGAGCCACCGUCCACGGCGCUAUAGUCAUCUACCCCAACGAAGGAGCCACUUACCCUUUCCCCAAGCCUCAUGCAGAACUUCCAAUCAUCUUAGGGGAGUGGUGGAAGAAAGAUAUAGGACAGCUUUAUAAUGAAACUAUUCAAAAUGGAGGGGAACCUAACAUUUCCAGUGCUUUCCUCAUCAAUGGUCAACCUGGCGAUCUUUAUCCUUGCUCAAAACCAGACACAUUCAAGCUGAUGGUUGAUUACGGGAAGACCUACCUGCUAAGGCUAAUCAAUUCAGCUAUGCAAGAGAUUCUGUUUUUCUCGAUUGCCAAUCACAAGGUCACGGUUGUGGGCUCAGAUGCUAGCUACACCAAGCCAUUUUCAUCAGAUUAUGUCACAAUAUCACCCGGCCAAACCAUUGACCUCUUGUUCACUGCUGACCAGAGCCCCAACCACUAUUACAUUGCUGCUAAAGCCUACGUUGGUGGAGCUGUUCCUUAUGACAACACGACCACCACCGCCAUACUACAAUACAAUGGAAAUUAUACCUCAACUUCAACCCCUUCCUUGCCUAAUCUUCCUUCUCAUAACGACACCAAAGCAUCGGUUCAUUUUACUGGUAGUCUCAGAAGUCUAGCUGAUAAAAACCACCCCAUUGAUGUGCCGCGCAAGAUAACAACUCCAUUGUUUUACACACUUUCUAUCAACACACUACCAUGCCUACAUAAUUCAUGUGCAGGGCCUAAUGGGACGCGUCUGGCUGCUAGCGUCAACAACAUUAGCUUUGUCAACCCCAGCAUUGACAUAUUGCAGGCUUACUAUUACCAUGUCAAUGGGGUAUUUGGAACUCGAUUUCCGAAUUUCCCGCCCUUGUUGUUUAAUUUUACGGCUCAGGACUUGCCAUUGUACUUACAGACCCCGAAACAGGGGACGGAAGUGAAGAUACUGAAGUACAACGCGACCGUGGAGAUUGUGUUUCAGGGGACAAAUUUGGUUGCAGGGGAUGACCACCCAAUGCAUCUCCAUGGAUUCAGUUUCUAUGUUGUUGGAUGGGGACUUGGGAAUUUUGACGAGGAUAAGGACCCUUUGACAUAUAAUCUUGUUGACCCUCCUCUUCUAAACACCAUCGCUGUCCCUGUAAAUGGCUGGACUACCAUUAGAUUCAAGGCAAACAAUCCUGGAGUUUGGUUUAUGCACUGCCAUCUGGAUCGGCAUAUGACAUGGGGCAUGGACGUGACGUUCAUUGUGAAAAAUGGAAAGGGUCCAGGAGCCCAAAUUUUACCUCCGCCACCAGGAAUGCCUCCAUGCUAA